Molecule: messenger RNA, 291 nt
Organism: Staurois parvus
Lineage: Eukaryota; Metazoa; Chordata; Amphibia; Anura; Ranidae
Source: the annotation of a GenBank genome assembly
AAGUCCUACUUUAAACAUGGUAUAGAUCCAUGAACAGCUCAAUAUGGUGUAAAUGUUGUUGUUGUAAAAAAAUACUAUCCAACACUGUUCAAGUUGUUCUGUCACCAUAAUGUACAUAUUUAGAGGACAUGACCAGGGGCGGACUGACCAUUUGGAAACUUGGGCACUGCCCGAGGGCCCGGGGUCAGUAGGGGGCCCCAUGAGAUGCCCCUGGUACCUUUUUCAUAGGCUUUUUUGAGUUUGGGCAAGGACACAGGGGCCCCAUGAUCCCCAAUUGCCCGGCGGCCCCAU